This is a messenger RNA of Arabidopsis arenosa, 1173 nucleotides long. The record is from the annotation of a GenBank genome assembly. NCBI's taxonomy places the organism in Eukaryota, Viridiplantae, Streptophyta, Magnoliopsida, Brassicales, Brassicaceae.
AAGUAAUCAAAUUAGGCCAAAAAGCAUUUAACUUUCCUAAAACAAUGGCUUUUAUACAUAUGCAAAUCUUUCUCUUCGUCGCUAUAUUUUCAUCAUUCUGUUUCUCCAUCUCUCUUUCUCGUCCACUCGACAAUGAACUCAUCAUGCAAAAGAGGCACAUCGAGUGGAUGACUAAACACGGCCGUGUCUACGCGGAUGUGAAAGAGAAAAGCAAUCGCUACGUUGUGUUCAAACGCAACGUCGAACGUAUUGAACAUUUGAAUAGCAUUCCCGCCGGAAGAACUUACAAACUUGCGGUAAAUCAGUUUGCUGAUUUAACCAAUGACGAAUUCCGCUCUAUGUACACUGGUUUCAAAGGAGUCUCGGCGUUGUCUAGCCAAAGCCAAACUAAAACAACGUCGUUUAGGUACCAAAACGUUUCUUCUGGUGCCUUGCCGAUUUCUGUUGACUGGAGGACGAAAGGAGCUGUGACCCCUAUCAAGAAUCAAGGCAGUUGCGGAUGUUGUUGGGCGUUUUCAGCGGUUGCGGCUAUUGAAGGAGCAACACAGAUAAAGAAAGGGAAACUUAUAUCUUUGUCUGAACAACAGCUUGUCGAUUGCGACACAAACGAUUUUGGCUGCGAAGGCGGUUUAAUGGAUACUGCGUUUGAGUAUAUAAAGGCUACCGGCGGCUUGACAACUGAAUCAAAUUAUCCUUACAAAGGCGAAGACGCUACUUGCAAUUCCAAAAAGACUAAUCCAAAAGCAACUUCUAUUACAGGUUAUGAGGAUGUCCCGGUUAACGACGAGCAAGCACUGAUGAAGGCAGUGGCACACCAACCGGUUAGCGUUGGAAUUGAAGGAGGUGGUUUUGAUUUCCAAUUCUAUUCGUCUGGUGUGUUUACUGGAGAGUGCACUACGUAUCUUGAUCAUGCAGUGACUGCGAUUGGAUACGGCCAAUCGACUAACGGAUCAAAGUAUUGGAUCAUCAAGAAUUCUUGGGGAACAAAAUGGGGAGAAAGUGGAUAUAUGAGGAUUCAAAAAGAUAUCAAGGAUAAACAAGGACUAUGUGGUCUUGCCAUGAAAGCUUCUUACCCUACUAUAUGAUAUCAAAACCGGUUCAGUACCCGGUUAAACUUUUAAUUGUGUAUGUUUGUGUGGGAUUUAUGUCUAAAAAUAAUUUGAAUAGUUUAUG